Poecilia reticulata (guppy) is the source of this 2233-nucleotide messenger RNA. The record is from RefSeq and is a predicted model, not a curated record. NCBI's taxonomy places the organism in Eukaryota, Metazoa, Chordata, Actinopteri, Cyprinodontiformes, Poeciliidae.
GACGCUCUCCCGUGAAUACGCCAAGCCAUUGUUUCCGACGGUCCGGGAGAAAAAGUCCAUUGUUGCUGCGAACUUUUUAAUCUGGGGGAUUUAAAGCCCAUCACAUGCUCAGACAGAGCAGCGGGGCGCCCUGCCACUCAGCUGAAAUCCAUACCGAGGAAGAAAAGUUUUCCUCCGGACAGGACCUCCGGGAAAUACACUGCAAUGCCUGCCCACGGCGCAGGACUGUAGGGACUUGGGGAGUCCCACUGGACGACGGGAAGCUUCUCUUUCCGCCCUUCUGGAGCCAAUUUCAGGAUAAACAUGACGCUCGUGUACAGGCAGAGCUGCAGUCCCACCAGGCGGCGGUGAAGGAGUCCACCACCGUCGCCUCCUCCUCGGUCAUACCCGCUCACGUCUGGCCCGUCCUGCUGCCCGUCUCCACGGUGCUCUCAGCGCUGUCCCUCACCCUCAACUUGAGCUCCGUGGUCGUGAGUCUCCUCCACAGCUACUUUUCCACGGAGGUCUGCAGAGGGGAGCAGGACACCGAGAGAGCAGACUGGUUCCUUCUGGACAGCAGAGCUGUACGACAUGUGGCGAUUGGACUAUUCUGCCUGGGGGUGUCUGUCUAUUUGGCAGCCAUGUCCAUUUUCAUGCUCCUGAUAUUUGAGAUGGAAACCGGCAUCGCCAGCGCCUGCGUACUCUCCUCUGGGAUCCUGAUCUUGCUGGCGACGGUGAUACACUCCCUGGUCAAAGCUUCUCGAAGUGCCAAGCGCUACAAAAGCGACCUAUCCGACACCCUCUACCAAAACGACCACAGAAGCAGCAGCGUGCCCAUUUCGCGGCCCUGUGAGCUUAGAGUCGGAGUGGACAAACCGCGGAUUCACCGCAGCCAGUCUCAUCACAUGCAGCAUCCGCUCUCUUACCCAACGUGUGGCAACGUCAGGCAGAGGGAGCACUAUCAGCAGCAGUACUCCCCCACCGAAGGCUCCCAGAGCCACUCUACCGAUAAAGAUGGAUACAGCACAGGAGGGAGCUGCCCUCGAAUGCACCGGACCUUGUCUACUGAAUCUGGCUUACUGCAGGCCCAGGUGAAACCCUGGAAUGGAGUCAACAACGAGAUGAGGAGCGUUUUGGCGCGCAAAUCAGGGAUUUCAGCAAAAGACUCAACGCUUGUGUGAGCCGACAUUCUUUUCAGAGGAGUGAGGAAUUGGAGAACUGAUAUCUGACUGCAAGUUUGUGGAGCAAGUGAACCCACACUGCAGAGGGAAAGCUCUUCGUUUCUUCACUGUACAAAUGGCAAGUUUAUCUUGUCUGGCUGCAUUCAAAAUGGCCAAGUUUAAGUUAUACAGUCAACUUUAAACAUGAUCCACCAAUCUGAAUAACACAGGUAUUGACUGGUGUUGGAUGCUUACAGUAUGAUAACCUUAACAAAAACUACCCCUGGUUUUAAAGGACUGUGUAAUUUACACCACAAAUUGAAACAAUAAUGUAUUACAUGAUCAAAUUGCUUUUACAUAAAACAAAAAAAGCCACCAGAUGCAACAUAUUUACAGCUACAGAUAUUAGAAAUACCAGCAGUUCUAAAGCCGGGGUCACGACCCCACAUGGGCUGCAAAUCAAUAAGUUCCUCCUCAGGAAUCAAAUGAAAUUCAAAAAUUUUUCAGUAGUUGUCAAAUACAGGAUUUUUUUUAAAUUGGGCAUAAUUUGUCAUUUAUUUCCUCUUUUGCAUUUUAUAGGUGAAUAAAUAACAAGCUGAUAAUUACUCUGACAAUAUGCUCGAGUAGCCAACCUGCUGCUUAAAUGUCAGGCAGCUCAUAUAUUGACCACUUCAUAUUGUGGCACUGAAUUCAAUUUCAAACCAAUAACUGGUAAUGUUUUUCCAUCUACAAAUUUAACCAAGUAUUCCCAAAGAGCCUUAUUUGUCUUUCUCUGAAGUGAUGGAGAAAUAUGGGAAAUAUUAAUUCAGCUGACCAGCAGUACACAGUGGAAUUUAAAUUAUAGGAACAACUCUAAAACCUUGAUGUUGUUGACCAGUCCAAAAAAAUGAGUUAUAAUACACCAACUAGAUACAUGUGCAAACUUUAUCAUAAUACUGUAAAUACAUUAUUUCACUUUAUAAAGUGUUUUUAUGUCGGAAUUGUGUGCGUGGAGCGAUUGUAUUUCUUGACGUGUUCAAAAAUAUUUCAUGUAGAACCUUAAAUAAACUGUAGAAAGAAACCUUGCUUCUUUUCUAGAUAAAUCUAGAAGAACU